Molecule: messenger RNA, 1859 nt
Organism: Cinclus cinclus
Lineage: Eukaryota; Metazoa; Chordata; Aves; Passeriformes; Cinclidae
Product: keratin-associated protein 10-4-like
Exons: 2
Coding region: 82-1668 (528 amino acids)
Source: RefSeq, a predicted model, not a curated record
CCACGCCCUCCUGGGGACGGCGCGGCCACCCGACGUCACCUCGGGGCCGCCGGGGUCGUCAAAUGUCACCGAGGGUCGCCGAUGUCCACCCAAGGUCAUCAAAUGUCACCAAAGGUCACCAAUGGUCACCAGAUGUCACCGAGGGUCGCCGAUGUCCACCCAAGGUCAUCAAAUGUCACCAAAGGUCACCAAUGGUCACCCAAGGUCACCAAUGUCCACCCAAGGUCAUCAAAUGUCACCAAAGGUCACCAAUGGUCACCAACGUCCACCCAAGGUCAUCAAAUGUCAAUAAAUGUCACCAACGUCCACCAAAUGUCACCAAGGGUCACUGAUGUGCACCCAAGGUCACCGAUGGCCACCCAAGGUCAUCAAAUGUCACCAAGGGUCACCAAUGUCCACCCAAUGUCCACCCAAGGCCAUCAAAUGUCACCAAAUGUCACCAGGGGUCAUCAACGUCCACCCCAGGAUCACCUGGAGAUGGUACCAGGAGACUGGGGACACCAGGGGAGCACCUGGGGAGCACCUGGGGUCUUACCUGUACCCAGGUGUGUGCGUGUUACCUGUCCAGGUGUGUGUGUGUUACCUGUACUCAGGUGUGUGUGUUACCUGUACCCAGGUGUGUGUGUUACCUGUACCCAGGUGUGUGUGUGUUACCUGCGCAGGUGUGUGUUACCUGUACUCAGGUGUGUGUGCGUGUUACCUGUCCAGGUGUGUGUGUGUUACCUGUACCCAGGUGUGUGUGUGUUACCUGUCCAGGUGUGUGUGUGUUACCUGUACCCAGGUGUGUGUGUUACCUGUACCCAGGUGUGUGUGCGUGUUACCUGUCCAGGUGUGUGUGUGUUACCUGUACCCAGGUGUGUGUGUUACCUGUACCCAGGUGUGUGUGUGUUACCUGUACUCAGGUGUGUGUGUUACCUGUACCCAGGUGUGUGUGUUACCUGUCCAGGUGUGUGUGUGUUACCUGUACCCAGGUGUGUGUGUGUUACCUGUACUCAGGUGUGUGUGUGUUACCUGCGCAGGUGUGUGUGUGUUACCUGUACCCAGGUGUGUGUGUGUGUUACCUGUACCCAGGUGUGUGUGUGUUACCUGUCCAGGUGUGUGUGUGUUACCUGUACCCAGGUGUGUGUGUUACCUGUACCCAGGUGUGUGUGCGUGUUACCUGUCCAGGUGUGUGUGUGUUACCUGUACCCAGGUGUGUGUGUUACCUGUACCCAGGUGUGUGUGUGUUACCUGUACUCAGGUGUGUGUGUUACCUGUACCCAGGUGUGUGUGUUACCUGUCCAGGUGUGUGUGUGUUACCUGCGCAGGUGUGUGUUACCUGUACUCAGGUGUGUGUGCGUGUUACCUGUCCAGGUGUGUGUGUGUUACCUGUACCCAGGUGUGUGUGCGUGUUACCUGUCCAGGUGUGUGUGUGUUACCUGUACCCAGGUGUGUGUGUGUUACCUGUACUCAGGUGUGUGUGUUACCUGUACCCAGGUGUGUGUGUGUUACCUGUACUCAGGUGUGUGCGUGUUACCUGCGCAGGUGUGUGUGUGUUACUUGUACAAGCGUGUGUGUGUGUGUUACCUGUAUGGGUGUGAGGUGUAUGUGUGUGUGUGUUACCUGUACAGAUGCGUGUGUGUGUUACCUGUCCAGGUGUCUGUAUGUGUGUUACCUGUACAGGUAUGAGGUGUUUGUGUGAACUGUACAGGUGUGUGUGUCUGUUACCUGUACAAGUGUGUGUGUGUGUGUUACCUGUACAGCUGUACCCAGGUGUACCUCAGGAGUGGUACUUGUACAGGUGUACCCAGGUGUACCUGUACAGGUGUGUUACCUGUCCCAGGUGUCCCCAGGCGUCCCUCAGGUGUGUUACCUGUCCC